AUGCAGCAUGCGGCCUUCGUUGGCCAGCUCAUUGUCCCCCGUCCUUCUGUGGAUCCAGAAGCUUCCUUGCCGGCAUCCCCGCAGACCUCUCGACUGGCGUCCUCUUCCACACUGUCUCGACCAGCAUCCAGUCCCUCUCUUGUGAGUGCUCCGCCUUCUGUGUCAACAGGUGCCAGGCGGAGUGCAGACGAGAUGCGGGCUUCUCAAAUGGCCAAUGGCACGACGGAGGAGCAAGAGUCAGGCUUUGAGGAGGAGGUUACAGAGGGUCCAGCUCCCAAGAGGUCUCGAAGAAGCAAAGGAGGGAGAGGCGGGCAGGCAUGCAGGGGCGGGCGGGGAGUGAGGGCGCGCAGAAAGGGCAAGCAGGGAGAGUAG
Molecule: messenger RNA, 372 nt
Organism: Cryptococcus wingfieldii CBS 7118
Lineage: Eukaryota; Fungi; Basidiomycota; Tremellomycetes; Tremellales; Cryptococcaceae
Exons: 2
Coding region: 1-372 (123 amino acids)
Source: RefSeq, a predicted model, not a curated record